This is a messenger RNA of Malus domestica (apple), 690 nucleotides long. RefSeq names its product protein ZW2-like. Gene Ontology annotation, biological process: DNA-templated transcription. Lineage: Eukaryota; Viridiplantae; Streptophyta; Magnoliopsida; Rosales; Rosaceae. Gene Ontology annotation, molecular function: sequence-specific DNA binding. The record is from RefSeq and is a predicted model, not a curated record.
AUGGCCGCUGCUCACCCGGCCAGGGAACGGUUUGUCAAGUUCCUCGGCGGCUGGCUGGACCGCCAGCAAACGUUUCUGGACCAGCUCCUUAAACUGGUCGAAUCGCCGGACUACGAAAACAAGGAUGCCCGAGAGAGGAACUUAAUCGAACAGGUUCUGUCUCACUACCAGCAGUACUUCGCUGAGAAAGCCAGAACGGCGGAGGAGGAUGUGUUCGUCUUGUUUUCGCCGCCGUGGCUCAGCUCCUUCGAGCGGAGCUUGCUCUGGUUGGCGGGAUUCAAGCCGUCAAUGGUGCUGCGCAUGGUGGACAGCUCGGUUGAGGACUUGACGGCGGAGCAGGCGAGGGAGAUGGACGCGGUGAAGGGCGAGACGAGGCGGGGGGAGCGGGAUCUCUCGGAAACAAUGGCGAGGAUUCAGGAGAGCGUGGCGGCGCCGCCUAUUCUGGCGCUGGUGCGGAGGGUGGGGAGGCAGAUGGACGGGGAGAUAUCAUCGCUGGAUAUGGCGAUGGAGAUGCUGAAGACGGCCAUGCUGGGGGUUUUCGAGAGCGCCGAUGGUCUUCGCGGGUCAACGGUGAGGAAGGUGGUGGAGGUGUUGAGUCCGGAGCAGACUGUGAAGGUUUUGGCGGCGGUGGCGCAGUUUCAAUUGAGGAUUAGAAGGUGGGGGUUGCAGAGGGACUCGCAGCUGAGCUAA